Cariama cristata (Red-legged seriema) is the source of this 6969-nucleotide messenger RNA. It is a transcript of the gene OTOGL, whose product is annotated as otogelin-like. The record is from RefSeq and is a predicted model, not a curated record. Lineage: Eukaryota; Metazoa; Chordata; Aves; Cariamiformes; Cariamidae. The transcript is spliced from 60 exons. The coding region runs from base 1 to 6969 and encodes 2322 amino acids. Gene Ontology annotation, molecular function: protein binding; alpha-L-arabinofuranosidase activity. Gene Ontology annotation, biological process: L-arabinose metabolic process. Gene Ontology annotation, cellular component: extracellular matrix.
AUGAUACCGUGGAGUAUAUUCUUGCUUCAUUCACUGCUGUCUUCUUUGCAAGGAUCUUAUUGCAAGCUUUCUCUUUUGAGAAGAACUUCAAGAAACGGGUUUAAUGCAACUCGACAGAAAAGAGAUCUUGUGACAGCUGAGAUUCAAGCUGCCUCUCCUCGGUCCCACCUUCAUGGAGCCUUGACACGAAGCCUGCCAGGAGGUUCAUGUCCUCAGGAGUGCCUUAAUGGAGCAGCCUGCACAGAGGAAGGUGGCUGUGACUGUCAGUUAUUUCAGGCUCAAGGAAGCAGGUGCCAAAUUGUACCUAACACUGGUAAGGACCGAGAUGGGAUUUGCAAAUCAUGGGGACAGUAUCAUUUUGAAACAUUUGAUGGCAUCUACUACUACUUCCCAGGAAAUUGCUCCUACAUUUUUGCAAAAGACUGCAGUACUCCAGAACCCCAGUACACUGUUUGGGUUCAUAACAGUCCUCACUGUUACGGUUCAGUAUACACCUGUCAGAGGUCCAUCAGCUUAUUUUUUUCAAACCAAGAAGAAAUAAUUAUUUCAGGACAUGAAGUAAGAAAAGAUGGAAUCAGAUUAACGUUGCCUCAAACAGUUGGAAAUGCUUUCCUUGAGAGACUGGCUGACUAUAUUCUGGUGAAGACUACCUUUGGUUUUUCUCUUGCUUGGGAUGGAAACUCUGGCAUUUAUAUUAAGCUGACAGAAGAUCAUAAGGGAAGACCUUGUGGUCUCUGUGGAAAUUUUAAUGGCAAUAAAUAUGAUGACCUGAUAUUGCAAAAUAGUGAAUAUACAGAAGACAUUGCUGAAUUUGCAAAUAGCUGGGCUGUGCAAACCUCAGAUGAUGUAGCUUGUGUACCUACUGCCUCAGAUUUUUCCAGUCCUUGCUCAGCUGAUGCAGAAUCCACUGAGGACAUAUUCUUCAAGUGCCAAAUAUUCCUGCAGUUUCCUUUUCUCAGCUGUCAUGAAAGCAUAGAUCCGUAUUCUUACAUUUCUAGCUGUAUGAAUGAUCUCUGCAGAGCGGACGAUGAUGAAACAUACUGCAGGGCGGUGACAGAGUACGCUAGAGCAUGCUCUCAUGCAGGGUCCCCGGUGCGGGACUGGAGGGAUGACUUUCCUGCCUGUACUGAGAAGUGUGAAGACAGCUUUGUACACCGUGACUGUAUCAGUUGUUGUCCACCAACAUGCACGUUUGAAAAAGACUGUCUUGGCAGCAACCUACACUGCUUAGAUGGCUGUUACUGUCCAGAUGGUCUCAUUAUGGAAAAUGGAACUUGUAUCUCUGUGUCGAGUUGUCCUUGUAUUUACCAUGGAACUGCCUUCCCAGUAGGCUCAAAAAUUGAACAAGAAUGUAGCAACUGUAUUUGUAUUGGUGGCAUUUGGAACUGCACUGAUCAUGAUUGCCCAGCUGAGUGCUCCAUCACAGGCAGCUCUCAUUUCACAACAUUUGAUGGACGUCAUUUUACCUUUCUUGGGAUUUGCCAGUACAUUUUGGUAAAAGGCACUGGGAAAAACAAAUUCGCAAUCACUUUACAGAAAGCACCUUGUGGACAGAACUUUGACCACGCCUGCAUUGAGUCUAUAACACUAGUUCUUGAAGAUGAUGUGAACAAACAAGUAACUCUCACGAGAUUUGGUCAAAUCCAAACUGGCCUUAACCAAGUUUUUAACCUUAAUGGGGCUAUUGAAAUUCAGAAUAUAUCUUCUUUCUUUGUUCAACUGAAGACUAGUUUUGGUUUGAAGAUACUGUUUGCUAAAGAUGGAGAGAGGAUCUAUGUUCAAGUUGAUGUCAGCUGGAAGAGAAGAACAUUAGGACUAUGUGGAACGUACAAUGGGAAUUUAAGAGAUGAUUUUCUUUCUCCAGCAGGGAUGAUAGAAGGGACCCCACAACUUCAUGCCAAUGCAUGGAAGGUUUCCUCAGCUUGUUCAGUGCCUAUCAAUAUUCCUGUGGUUGAUCCCUGCAACGUUAAUCAGCAAAAUGCUGGGUAUGCAUCUCACUGUGAUAUCAUCAAUCAAGAAGUUUUUGCUCCCUGCCAUGCCUACAUCAGUCCAGGAUUAUACUACCAGCUAUGCCGCUUCGAUGCAUGCAAAUGUGGAAGCAGCUGUUUGUGUAAUGCUUUGGCACACUAUGCUUACGUCUGUGGCAAGCAUGGGGUCGUCGUUGACUUCAGAUCUCAUAUUUCUUACUGUGCUGUGAUGUGUCACAGUGGUAUGCUUUAUCAUCAGUGCUCUUCUUUUUGUAAACAUUCCUGUGCUUCACUUUCUAUGGCAAAUAUCUGUGGUGAUGACUGUGCAGAAGGAUGUAAUUGUCCUGAUGGGAAAUAUUUUGAAGAGUCGGUCAACUUUUGUGUAUCAAUAUCUGCCUGUCAUUGUCAUUACAAGGGCAAAGCCCUCCAGCCUGGAGAAAUCCUCCCUACGCCAACAGGCUCCUGUCAGUGUUUGAAUGGAACAGUGAAAUGUAUUGAAGCCACUACAGAAAACACAGUUCACAUAUGCCCUGAAGGAAAAAUCUACUAUGACUGCAGAUCUCCUGUGCCUGGCUUCCCAGCAGCGGGUGUGAAUUGCGGGAUCUCUUGUGCGAACCUUGCCAUGAACUUCUCCUGUGUCCCCUCACCACCCUGUGCGAGUGGCUGCGUUUGCCCCCCUGGGAUGGCUGAGCACAGAGGGAAAUGUUAUAUUCCUGACAGUUGUCCAUGCACCUGGAAAGACAGGGAAUUUCUGUCAGGAGAAGUGAUAGCUACACCAUGUUACACCUGUGUUUGUCGAAGAGGGAUAUUCAAUUGCACUAGUUAUCCCUGUCCUGCUGUAUGCACUAUUUAUGGAGAUCGACAUUAUUAUACCUUUGACGGAUUGGAGUAUGAUUAUGUCAGUGACUGCCAAGCUUACCUGCUAAAGAGCACAGAUAACUCAAAUAUAUCUAUAAUUGCUCAGAACAAAAAGUGCUUUGACAACGAUAUUGUUUGCUCAAAGAAUGUUUUCAUCACUGUUGGAGACACUGAAAUUUAUUUUAGUGAACUUUCGGAGAAGCAGAAGACCUUAAGGGGACAGGAAAACAAAUCUAACUAUCAGCUUUGGAAGGCUGGAUAUUAUACUGUGAUACACUUUCCAGAACAGGACAUUACAAUUCUGUGGGAUAAGAAGACAAUGAUGCAUGUUAAAGUUGGACCUCGAUGGAAGGGUAAACUAGCAGGUUUGUGUGGAAAUUUUGACAAAUAUACUUCAAAUGAUCUGACUACAUCAAACAAUAUGGAGGUGAGAAAUGCACAGGUGUUUGGAGACAGCUGGGUAUUAGGACAGUGCAAGCGCCCAAAUGAAACACUAAGACCAUGUGAGGUACAUCAGAGCAAGUUCCCUUAUGCCAAAAAGGAAUGCUCAAUUUUAUACAGUGAUGUUUUUGCACCUUGUCGCAAUGUGAUUGAUGUGACUUCUUUUGUCAAAAAUUGUCACACAGAUACGUGCAACUGCAAUCUUGGUGGGGACUGCGAAUGCUUGUGUACCAGUAUUGCAGCUUAUGCCCACAAGUGCUGCCAGCAUGGAGCAGCGAUUCACUGGCGAUCUCCUUCGCUCUGUGCUUAUGACUGUGAAUAUUACAAUCAAGGUCUUGGUGAAGGACCCUAUAUUUUGGCAAGUUAUGGCGAGAAUGACACAAUUAUAGGAGCUAACGUAUCCAGUAGAAGGAUAUUUCCCCUGCCUAGAACUGGAGCAUAUGGAAAUGUAUUUUUCAGUUUCAUGAUAACUCCAGGUCUUUUCAAAGAUAAAGAUUUAUCUCUUUCUCUCGUUUCCCUUGAAUCUGCUGAAAGACCAAACUACUUUCUGUACAUUCACGACAAUGAAACCGUUGGGUUGGAACAGUGGCAGGCAAGUGCCUCUUUUCAGAGACAAGCCACCUUCUUCCACCACCAGGGCCUCUGGAGUCCAGGGCUCAGCGCCUUCGAACUGCACAGUAAAAAAGGCUUUUUCAUCAUUCUCACCUCAUCAGGUGUUAAAGUGGCAAAGUAUGAUGAUUCAGAAGAAUUCAAACGUUUGAGUAGCUUUAGUGUUGAAGAACUCAGUGCCUCUGUGCCUUAUAGAAGGAUGUGUGAAUGGCGAUAUGAAUCUUGUGCUAAUCCUUGUGUUAAAACAUGUAGUGAUCCUGAAGGAACAGCAUGUAAAUUCCUUCCUCCGGUUGAAGGAUGCUUGCCAUACUGUCCCAAAAACAUGAUCCUUGAUGAGGUCACACUUAAAUGUGUUUAUCCAGAAGAUUGCAUACCUGUGACACCUACAGAAUCAGCAAUGCCUUCUGAUGUACUCCACAGCACAGCCAGCCCUACUCCAGGCAAUGAAUGUAAACCAAGAUACCUUGAACCCAUCGAUAAAUGUAGCCAGUAUGUAUGUGUUAAUAAGGGUUGGAUGUUAUACAACCUUUCAAGGAACUGCCCUAAGGAUGUGCAGAAGCCAGACUGUGGUUUUCGAGGAAUGCCAGUUCAAGUUAACACUGAUAGUUGUUGCCCAGAAUGGGAAUGUCCCUGUCAAUGUUCUGUACUAUCUGAACUGAGCAUUGUUACAUUUGAUGGAAACAACAUAGCCCUCUGUUAUAUGGCUUCCUACAUUUUAGUCAAAUUACCAGGAGAAAUUAUUGUUGCUCAUAUUGAAAAAUGUCCUGCUAAUCAGAGUGCAAAUUCAAUAAGAAAACUAGUUCCCCCUGCAAGCACUUCUGGGCUCUGUUUUAAGAAAUUAAAUGUAACAACACACACAUAUAAAUUACUCAUCAAUCGUUUAGCAAGAAAAGUAGUAGUGGAUUCUGUAAAUCAAUCAUUACCAUUUUCAAAAGAUGGACUGAGUAUUCAGGAUACUGGUUCAAUGUAUGUCGUUAAUACCCCCGCUGGUAUUAACAUCAAAUGGGCUCACAUUACAGGCAUCAUAGAUAUACAGUAUGGAUUACAGUCUAACACAUCGAUGACGACAGAAGGACUUUGUGGGGUGUGUAAUGGAGACCCUACUGAUGACCUGAAAAUGCAAAAUAGUACCAUAAUUACAAAUAUGGAGGAAAUUGAAGUGUUCAUUAAGAGUUGGGAAAUUGAGAAAUCACUGGAUGUAACAACCAGGAGGCCAGUAAGAAACUGUACUGAAGAUAACUGCACAUACUGUAUGGAACUCUUAAACAGAAGCAUUUUCAUCCCUUGUCACAAGAAAGUGUCACCACAGGAGUUUUGUGAGAAGAUGUGGAUCAACAGUACUUAUUUUUGGAAUUAUGAGUGUGAUGCACUUUCUGCAUAUGUGGCUUUAUGCAACAAGCACAACAUCUGCAUUAAAUGGAGGACACCUGAUUACUGUUCAUUGAGUUGUCCUGAGGGCAAGGAAUACCAGCCUUGUGUGCAACCCUGUGAAGCCAAGACGUGCUUGAAUAAAUGGCUCUAUGAAGAUUCUCCCUGUUCCUAUUUAAGGGAAGAUUGUGUGUGUAAAAAUGGCACUAUUCUGCAUAGAACAGACUCUGACCUCUGUAUACCAGAAGAAAAAUGUACAUGUACAGAUAACAAAGGACAACCCCGCUCUGCUGGGGAGACCUGGAAUGGGUCCAUGAGAGGCUGUUGCAUGUACAUCUGUCUAGAAAAUGGAAGCAUUGUUGGUGUAGAACCUGAAUGCAAUGAGGAUCCACCACCAGUCUGUGAAAGAGAAGGGGAAGUUAUCGUCCAUGUCAUCGAAGAGAGAGCUUGCUGUCCAAAAAAAGUUUGUGAAUGUAACAUGUCCUUGUGUGAUGCCAUUAUUCCAACAUGCAAACCCAAUGAAAAAUUAGUGGUGGGCUACCACCCCCUGUCGUGCUGUCCACAGUACCGAUGUGAAUGUGAUCCUUCAGUUUGUUUCAAUGCUUCCCAGCUGGACUGCAGAGAGGAUCAAUUUAUUGUUGAAGCAAAACAGGAAGACUCCUGUUGUUUCUCUUAUCUCUGUGUUUGUGAAUCCUGUAUUGAGCCUGUUCCCUUGUGUAAUGAAGGGGAAAUUCUCACUGUAGACCUUAAUACCGUACAUUACUGUUGUCCUCAUUAUUACUGCGUUUGUGACGAAAAUCUUUGUUCUGAGACUUCUAUAAAUUGCACAGAUGACAUGACACUUGUGAAGGAAAAAAUACCUGGGCAGUGCUGUCCAGAAUGGCACUGUGAAUGUAGCUGUGAAAAUGCUACUAUGCUGACCUGCAAAUUGGGAGAAGUUAAAAAAAUAGACAGUAGUGUUUCCAGUGCUUGUGGAUGCACUCACUACAUUUGUGAGAAGGAUGAUGUGUGCAUCUUCCAAGAGGUCACAGUACUGAAUCCUGGACAGUCAGUGAUUCAGUACUUGGAUGGAGACCUUUGUUACGCUGUUCAGUGUUUACAAGAAAAAGAUCAGAAAACAGGAUACAAUGCCAUGCAUUUUACAAUGGUGAACUGUUCCCAGCAAUGUGAAGCUCAUCAAAUUUAUAUUCCUUCCUCCAGUCCCCACACUUGUUGUGGUACCUGUCAAAAUGUGUCCUGCUCUUUUCAUACUGAGAAUGGAACACUAAUUGUGUAUGAGGAAGGAAGCACCUGGAGCUCCAACUGCACCAACUACGAGUGUGCAAAGACUGCUGCAGGGGCUAUCAUACUGGGAUCAAGUGUUGUCUGUCCCCCUUUUAAUGACACUGAGUGUACAAAGAAUGGAGGAAUUGUGCAGAUGUAUAAUGAUGGCUGCUGCAAGACCUGCAAAAAGGAAGAAAGGAUUUGCCAGAAAAUGACAAUCAGGACAACCAUAAGAAAAAAUGACUGUAUAAGUCUAAGCCCGAUAAAUGUGGCUUCUUGUGAUGGAAAAUGCCCGUCUGCAACAAUUUUCAAUGUCAAUAUCGAUAGCCAUUUAAGAUUCUGUAAAUGUUGUCGAGAAAAUGGAACACGUAAUCUGACUGUGCCACUACGCUGCUCAGGAAAUGGCACUGAAAUUACGUACGUCAUUCAAGAGCCUACAGACUGCUCAUGCCAAUGGAACUGA